CAAGUGUUUCCUCUUUCAAAGAUGAAACCUUCGUGCAAACCAUCUCCAAGCUCUUUUGCUCUCUCUACUUUUCUCAAAUUAUUUGUUUUCUGUUUUUGGUUUCUAUUCUCCGGGAGAGACAAACAUCAAGAAUGAGAGAAAAGUACUUAAGGGCAGUGUUAAGACAAGAUGUGGGUUACUUUGAUGUUCAUGUCACAAGCACUUCUGAUGUUAUCACUAGUGUCUCUAGUGACAGCCUAGUUAUUCAAGACUUCCUCAGUGAAAAGUUACCAAACUUUUUGAUGAAUGCGUCUGCGUUUGUCGGCUGCUACAUAGUGGGCUUCAUUUUGUUGUGGAAACUUACAAUUGUAGGCUUCCCAUUCAUUAUUCUCCUCUUGAUCCCUGGACUAAUGUACGGACGAGCCCUCAUUGGCAUCUCGAGGAAGAUACGUGAGGAGUACAAUGAAGCUGGUUCUUUCGCCGAACAAGCCAUCUCGUCGGUUCGAACUGUGUACGCAUUUGGUAGUGAGAAGAAAAUGUUACUAAAGUUCUCAAAUGCGCUUCAAGGGUCGGUGAAGCUAGGGUUGAGACAAGGGAUAGCUAAAGGAAUUACCAUUGGGAGCACUGGUGUAACUUAUGCUAUUUGGGGGUUCAUGACUUGGUACGGAAGUCGGAUGGUUAUGACCAACGGCUCCAAAGGCGGUACUGUCUCCACCGUCACAGUUUGCGUUACCUUUGGUGGCACAGCACUUGGUCAAGCUUUGUCGAAUCUCAAAUAUUUCUCAGAGGCGUUUGUGGCAGGGGAACGUAUUAUCAAAGUGAUAAAAAGAGUCCCCGAUAUAGAUUCAGACAACUUGAAUGGUCAGAUUUUGGAAAGUAUAAGAGGAGAUGUCGAAUUCAACCAUGUGAAGUUCAACUACCCGUCUAGACCCGAAACUCCAAUCUUUGAUGAUUUGUGUUUGAAAAUUCCAUGUGGGAAAACUGUGGCUUUGGUAGGCAGAAGCGGAUCGGGAAAAUCAACCGUGAUAUCUCUUCUACAAAGAUUCUACGAUCCAAUCGCGGGAGAUAUUCUCAUUGAUGGUGUAUCCAUUAAUAAGUUGCAAGUGAAAUGGUUGAGAUCACAAAUGGGUCUGGUUAGCCAAGAGCCAGUGCUCUUCGCCACAUCGAUAGAGGAGAACAUAUUAUUUGGUAAAGAGGACGCAUCUAUCGAUGAUGUAAUGGAAGCUGCAAAGGCCUCAAAUGCUCAUAAUUUCAUUUCUCAGUUCCCUCAUGGUUAUAAAACUCAGGUUGGAGAGAGAGGAAUGCAAAUGUCUGGGGGUCAGAAGCAAAGGAUCGCAAUUGCACGUGCGAUAAUCAAGUCACCCACACUUCUCCUUCUAGACGAGGCGACAAGCGCAUUGGACUCUGAAUCUGAAAGGGUAGUCCAAGAAGCCUUAGACAAUGCCUCAGUUGGACGUACAACUAUUGUUAUUGCUCACCGCCUCUCUACCAUUCGUAAUGCUGAUGUUAUAUGUGUUGUCUCUAAUGGUCGCAUUGUAGAAAGUGGAUCGCACGACAAGCUCAUAGAGAAAUUAGAUGGUCAAUACACUUCUCUUGUCCGCAUAGAACAAGCGAAGAAUCAAGAAACAAAUGCUUACAUCAGCGUAGGUGUGAAAGAGAGUCGAGUCUCGAGUUUAAACAAAGAUUUGGAGUAUAACCAUAGAGAAUCGAGUUCCAGCAUUGUUACAAAUCUUUCUGACGUGGUUCCUAAGGAUAAGAAGCCGCUUGUUCCAUCGUUUAACAGAUUGAUGACAAUGAAUAAACCAGAGUGGAAACAUGCAUUAUAUGGUUGCUUAAGUGCAUCUCUCAAUGGGGUCAUACAACCAAUUUAUGCAUAUUCAUCAGGGUUCAUGAUAUCGGUAUUUUUCCUAACGAGCCAUGAACAGAUCAAAGAGAACACAAGAAUUUAUGUGUUAGUAUUUUUUGGUCUAGCUCUAUUCACUUUUUUGAUCAGUAUCAGUCAACAAUAUAGCUUUUCCUACAUGGGAGAAUACCUGACUAAACGUAUCCGAGAACAAAUGCUCUCGAAAAUACUGACGUUUGAAGUCAAUUGGUUCGACGAGGAAGAGAAUUCAAGUGGUGCAAUUUGCUCGAGACUAGCGAAAGAUGCUAACGUCGUGAGGUCAUUGGUUGGUGAACGAAUGUCAUUGUUGGUACAAACCAUAUCAACAGUAAGCAUAGCUUGCACAAUUGGUUUGGUCAUCGCUUGGCGAUACACCAUUGUGAUGAUUUCUAUACAACCAGUGAUUGUUGUCUGCUAUUAUAUUCAACGUGUUCUGCUCAAGAACAUGUCGAAAAAAGCCAUCAUUGCUCAAGAUGAAAGCAGUAAAUUAGCUGCUGAGGCUGUCUCUAACAUCCGAACCAUCACAACCUUCUCAUCACAAGAACGGACCAUGAAAUUACUCGAGAGAGUUCAAGAAGGUCCUCGAAGAGAAAGCGCCCGCCAAUCAUGGUUAGCAGGGAUUAUGUUGGGGACUACGCAAAGCCUUAUAACGUGCACCUCAGCUUUGAAUUUUUGGUAUGGUGGUAAACUAAUCGCUGAUGGGAAAAUGGUGUCAAAAGCAUUCUUUGAGUUAUUUUUGAUCUUUAAGACUACGGGUCGGGCUAUUGCCGAAGCUGGGACAAUGACGACAGAUCUAGCCAAGGGCUCAAUUGCAGUUGACUCAGUAUUCAGAGUGUUAGAUCGUUUCACAUUAAUUGAGCCAGAGAAUCCAAAUGGAUACAUCUUGGAAAAAAUAAAAGGGAACAUCACAUUUUUCAACGUGGACUUCGCUUAUCCAACACGCCCGGAUGUGAUUAUAUUCAACAACUUGUCCAUUGAGAUCCACGAGGGCAAGUCGACAGCGAUAGUAGGUCCAAGUGGGUCAGGUAAAUCCACGGUAAUCGGGUUGAUCGAACGGUUUUAUGACCCGUUAAAAGGUGUUGUGAAAAUCGAUGGCCGUGAUAUAAGGUCGUAUCAUCUAAGAUCGCUUCGUCAACACAUAGCUUUGGUAAGUCAAGAACCAACGUUAUUCGCUGGGACAAUCCGAGAAAACAUAAUGUACGGACAAGCAUCUGACAAAAUCGACGAGUCAGAGAUUAUCGAGGCAGCAAAGGCAGCAAAGGUUAGAUAUACUAUAAAUUAAUAUCUGUCUCACGCUCCUCUCACUAUCUCCGCCUAAAACAUGAAGCAUGUUUUUUUUUUUGGUAUGAUCAUGAAGCAUGUUACCAUGUAAACGUAAACUAGAGCAGAACCGUAUAUGAUGUCUUUUCCUGACUAUACGGUCAAUAAAACUACAAAAGUCUA
Molecule: messenger RNA, 3304 nt
Organism: Arabidopsis arenosa
Lineage: Eukaryota; Viridiplantae; Streptophyta; Magnoliopsida; Brassicales; Brassicaceae
Source: the annotation of a GenBank genome assembly